ACAACAUGCUGCAUUCCGCUUUAGUCGUCUUUGGUAGAACCGGCUCGAUAAUCGGCAUUAGUCUGAUGUUCAUGAUGAUGGUUAUUCCGAGGGUUAGUACGGGACAAGCGGAGAGUGGAAACAGCAGCAUUCUAAUCCAGCAUCGAUUGUACCAGAGCAAACAGAUGCUGAUGGACAGUGAAGCGGAUAUUUUGGCAUUCAGUGAAAACCAUAAGUUCAGGAGUGCCAGGAGACAGCGCGAGCCGAAGUUCAUCAGUUUUAACACGAAAAAUGAUAACAUUGAGGUUGAAAUGGAUUUUAACAUUCCGUUCCUUUCAAUCCCCGUGAAAGAUUCCGUUGAUGGAGUUAUGCAGUCAGUUAAGAAGGGUCUUCCUGCACUGAAUGUGAACGUUGGAGCGGUUGUCCUAGCGGGGGCCCUCGCAGUUGCAGGUGCCAUAUUAGGUAUGGUGGUGCGACUCUUCAAAGACGGUGAUAUGAUGAGGCCUCUUGAAUCGUGGGGCCUAAUGCGAUCAGCAAACAAAAUGGAACGGGCCUCCGAUCACCCCAGCUGGAGCUCAAUUUGGACGGUGCUGGAAGCUGUGGACAAGAGCUUACAGAAAUUCGACAUUGACUCGACGGCUUGUACGCAACGGGCGACCUGUUGGUACGUGAAGGAAGCUAUGAACAACGUCAACGAGAACCGUGCUGACAAGCUGGACACCGUCAUCAACGGGCUGAGUAAAGCAGAUUGGGCAUUGCAAUUUACCACCGGUACCGCAAUUGACGAUGCGAUCCGCGUCGGAAGACGAAAUCUCAAUUGCGAGCAAGCGUUUCCAUCGUGUCGAAUCAAACCAGAAACGGUGCAAAGAAUUCUAAAGUUGACCAAGUCGAGGAGGAAGUAA
Messenger RNA from Ochlerotatus camptorhynchus, 881 nucleotides. RefSeq lists its product as uncharacterized. The transcript has 4 exons. The record is from RefSeq and is a predicted model, not a curated record. NCBI's taxonomy places the organism in Eukaryota, Metazoa, Arthropoda, Insecta, Diptera, Culicidae. Bases 6 to 881 code for a protein of 291 amino acids.